Messenger RNA from Iphiclides podalirius (scarce swallowtail), 345 nucleotides. NCBI's taxonomy places the organism in Eukaryota, Metazoa, Arthropoda, Insecta, Lepidoptera, Papilionidae. The record is from the annotation of a GenBank genome assembly.
AUGUCGCUCCCAACCAUUACCAUCGAUGAGCUCUCCGACGGAAUCGGAGACCCGACCACAAACGCGAACGCGAAGAAAGUUCUAGAAGGUAUUCUUAACGAUUUCAUGGACCUGCAAUACGGCAAGGAGACGCCGUACACGACGGGCAAGCAAGUAAUCCCGACUGGCUCCACAAUCGAGGACGUGGACAGCGCCAUCGCAAAUGAGACUACUGAGAAAAAGUUCAAGGACGUGUUCGUUAAAAUCUCAGACACCUUCAAGAGUGGAGACAAGACACCACAAGCCAAUAACGGCGGGUGGGACCCCAAAUUCACUCCAAUACUCGUCCUUGUAACACCGAGGCCC